AGAUGCGCUUGUUUUGAGAACAAAGCGAGAGCUGCAUGUAGCCACAUGUGCACAUUUUGUUCAAAUCCUUUGCUAGUUGGUGAGUUAGUAGCCCAGUUAUAGAUCAUUUGUAGUCAGCAAUAGAAGUGAUUGCUUCAAGAGAAGAGGACAUAACAUACGUUUGUAGACAUCUUUAAAAAAGGAAGUCAGAUCCCAGUGUUCCGCUGUAAGGAUGUUGAGCCCCCUACACCCCCUAUUGGUCGUCUGGAUGUACCUCCUGGUCUCCAACCGCGCCUUCCCCGUGUACAACAACGGCUUCUUCUACCAUGACGUUAUGGACGGCGAUGGCAACGGAGAGAUCUACAUUAAGAGGGUGCGUCUCCACGUGGAGUCCCCCCAGCCCUCGGUGUCAGCAGCCAGGGGCAGUAACAUCACCCUGCCCUGUCACUACCGCUACGAGCCUGAGAUCAACGGCCCCCGCCGGACCCGGGUCAAAUGGUCUUGGCUACCCGCCAACGGCGCGGGUAAGACCGCCCACGAAACAGACGUGAUGGUCGCCAUGGGCAACCGUCACCGUAGCUACGGCAGCUUCCAGGGGCGUGUACGCCUGCAUCGGGCGGCACCGGGGGACAUGUCCUUGGUGAUCAACGAGCUGCACCAGAACGACACGGGCCGCUACCGCUGUGAGAUCAUCGACGGGCUAGAAGACGAGAGCGUGACGGUGGAGCUGGAGCUGCGAGGAGUGGUAUUUCCCUACCAUUCCAAGAUGGGACGCUACCAUUUCAACUUCCUGGGGGCCCAGCGUGCGUGUGAGGAGCAGGACUCAACCCUGGCCACCUUUGAGCAGCUCUUCGCCGCCUGGGAUGAGGGGCUAGACUGGUGCAACGCCGGCUGGUUAGCUGACGGGACGGCUCAGUACCCAAUCACCACGCCGCGGGAGGCCUGUGGAGGCGUGGACUUAGCCUCCGGUCUCCGUAGUUAUGGACAACGCCACCGCCACUUCCACCGCUUUGAUGCCUUCUGUUUCUCAGCCGCCCCCAAGGGUCAGUGGACAGUUUACUUCCUGAAAGGUCCCCGUAAGCUCAACUUCACCGAAGCGGUGGCGGCGUGCACCACAGACGGCGGUCUCAUCGCAAAGGUGGGCCAGCUCUAUGCCGCCUGGCGGUUCAUGGGAUUGGACCGCUGCGACGCAGGCUGGUUGGCUGAUGGGAGCAUCCGUUACCCCAUUGCAAAGGCCCGCCCUAACUGCGGCCCUUCAGAACCGGGGGUGCGGAAUUUGGGAUUCCCCCCUCUGCAUCAGAAAUACAGUGUCUACUGCAAUCGGUAAACCUCCCCUCAACUUCCACUCAACAAAAACCAGAGGACAAUAAUAGUAAAGAGCACAACUACAGUACAACAGAAAGCACAUACAACUUCCCCAUUCAUCACAAACGGUGCACUGUUACACAACCCUUGCCUGGAUGCUAGUUAGCAUUAGCCAGUUCUGCUAUCACAGUGUCCACUUUAUAGUUCUAGUGAACUGUCGACAUCUCCUCAUACUGUACAUAAUAUCAGUCAUACCGCCACUCCCCACUGAGACGCCAACCAGAACUGAUACACAAACGGACUAUUUAGUGUUGUAUUGCCAGGUUUGUGUUACAGUAAAGGGUCGUUACAUUUCAGACUCAGAGAAGGUGUUCAACCACUGCAAGGCCCGCCGCUCUCAUAAUGCUUUGCCAGUGAUUUUGUUGUCCAACCAAGCUCUUUCCCUUGGUGUUUUGUUGAACUGUAUGUAGCUAUCUCAUUGUUCCUGCAGCACUUUCAGUUCAAUGUAUGUAAUUCAUCGUUUUAGGCACAUUUCUGGAUAUCUGGAUUAUCCUUCUAUGUUAAAAUGUUUUUCUUGUUUUGUAUAAGGGUUGAAUUGGAAUGAUGCAUUUGAUGACGAUGGGGGUAUAUAGACUAUGUCAUGAUGGAAGGUGUUUUGACAGUAUCUGAUGACCACCCCUUGUAGAGAGCACGGUGUUGAAGUGUUCCAUCCAUAUUAUGCGACUUUAAUCAAGUUAUGUGACAUGAAUAACUUUUCUAACAAAUGAAUGAUGCCCUCCCUCCUUUGACGUUAUCACUUGCGUCGGCAGGAUUGUGGGUUCAGUACCUGGGGCCACCCAUACGCAAAAUGUAUUCACGCAUGACUAUAAGGCUCUUGAGACAAAAGCAUCGACUAAAUGGCAUAUAUAUUAAAUGGAAUAAAAUCAUGUUUGAGUUUACACCCCAAUAUUGCACUUUAUAUACAUAACAGAAGACUGAAAUAUAACAAACACCAGAUUUUCUACAAGGUUUCCAAAAAAAAAAAUGCUUAUAUCGGGUAUGAAUGUGAGACCCAGAGGCAGACAGG
Messenger RNA from Oncorhynchus tshawytscha (Chinook salmon), 2350 nucleotides. Its product is annotated as hyaluronan and proteoglycan link protein 3. Gene Ontology annotation, biological process: cell adhesion. Gene Ontology annotation, molecular function: hyaluronic acid binding. The record is from RefSeq and is a predicted model, not a curated record. The coding region runs from base 212 to 1306 and encodes 364 amino acids. Lineage: Eukaryota; Metazoa; Chordata; Actinopteri; Salmoniformes; Salmonidae. The transcript has 5 exons.